GCGAGCGUCGACCGAGUCCUCUCUUGCUCUUACCCGCGGUGUACCUCUCUUUUUCUCCGCUCGACGCUCGGGUCCAGUACUUCAGUGCGUGCACAGCGGCCGGCCGGCGUGCACAGUCGCUGAUAACGGCACUGCGCUCCCCGGAGGCCGAGCACUCUCUACGCGCGUCGUCGAGUGUCGUCGAGUCGCGUGGCUAUUCGCGAGCGACCGGAUCUCCGACCAGACGGACACGUACGCGUACCGUCGUGCUUGUGCACCGAACGGCGCCGGGCCUCAGGGCCCGGUCGCCCCCCGUUUCCACCCGAACCGACCCCGGGAAGCCACGCGGUCAUGGAGCUCGCGAGCUCGUCCCGGAGACGAGUCGGCCGCGAUCUCUCCCGCACGGGCGUUACCCCUCGGCAGUCGGUCUCGCGUGGUGGUAGUCGUGGCGAGUCGUCGUCGUCGCCGCGCGACGAGAGGCAGUGGUGCCUCCUCGAAUCGACGAAGAGCAAUUUUGCGGCGCAUCCGUUGAGAGAGUCAUCGAGAGACAUCCAGUACCUCGAGGAAUGAAUGAUUUGCGCUUAUCAUCGUUACGAUAUUCUACGGACAUUCAUUACAGCUCUCGUUUGUGACAUCCUCUCGUGUAUUCUGAUUCUUCUUCAGGAAUAAAGCGAAUCGACGCCGCUUUCUCCUUCACUUACUUCGUCGCGAAGCAAUCUUACUUUGUUAUUUUUCUACUUUAAAUCUCUCAACUUUUGCUUUGUUCUCUUUUCUAUCAUAUUCGAUUCAGAUAUUUCACGUUAUAAUUUCUCGUCGAUUCGGUAAACUUCUACCUUCCCUCCCUCUCUCUCUCUCUCUUUCUUUCUUUCUUUUUCAUCUUCUUAUAUUGUUCUGAAAACUUUCAUACCACCAAUCGGUCUCUACGCAUCAUAUAUCCCAAAUUUGAAAUUUGUUUACACACACAUACACGUGAGCAUCGCACAUUCUGAAGUUAUGCAAGUACCCUUUAAAGGGACUUUGAUCCCAAAGUGUGAAAUAUACCGUACUCUUUCCCCUCCUCUCUCUUUCUCUCCCCCUAUCUCAUUCUCUCGCUCUAUCUGUCGCUUCCUAUCGCGCUCGCGUUUUCCCGACCUCUCGGUCGAGCCUCAACGAUCCUCUUUCCACCGGCUCCGUCGUACAGGUGACGCGCAGUGCCGGCAGUGCGCGGCCACGUCGUUGAGAGUGCGGAUCUCCGUUGGAGAUAGAGUAAAACGCGGCCACAGGCGUCGAGCGGCCGGCCGCCGCCAGUCGCGGCGACGUGAGUCGUCGUGCGAGGGUGGUGCGAAAUAGAGAGUGCGUGCGCGGGGUUAGUGUGCGUCGGAGGGGACGCGAUGACGUGAGGAGGAGGUAGCGCGCGAAAGGAAGAGGAAGGAGCAAAGGUGGCGGCGGAGAAGGAAGGAAGAGGAGGAAGUGGAGGUGGAAGAAUAGAAGUAGAAGACGAGGCAGAGGGCGAGGAGGAAGAAGAAGAAGAAAAAGAAGAGAAGAAAGCGUGCGACGCGAUUCCCGCGACAUCGUGAGCGAGAGAGAGAGGUGCACAGCGCAACGAGGCAGAGACGAAGGCGCGAAACUGGCGGCCCAAGCACGUGACAGCGGCUCCCGCGGGACUCGGACCCGCCGCCGACCCAAUGGCGACUCGCUUUCCAGCCGUGGCAGCGCCACGGGGAUGCAGUGCGGCCUGUGCGCCGUCGUCGCCGGCUUGUUCCGUCGUGCCAUGUGCAUCGCGGGCAGCCGACGCGGCUCCGGGGAGUCUUGUUACCAGGAGCUGGCGACCGAUGUGCAGGGGAGAAGACACUCGCAGAUGCUGGUGGAGGAACACACGGAGACCGAGCUCGUCAAAGCGAGCGAGAGCCUCGCGGAGAGAGUGAGAGACGUCGUCGUUCAGCCGCACGAGAGGCGGACUGCCGAGAUAACGGUGGACAGCGAGGAACAGAACGCGGUGUUCGUGCGUAUCUCCGAUAGCAGCUUAUUUCGUAAUUCCGGCACAUCGGCGGCCACAUUACCGGAGGCACGUGAUGAAUCCACGACGGAAGAAGCUGCGUUCAGACGUUUAUCGGACGCGGAGCGAAUCCUGCUGGAGAGCCUGGACGUCGGUCGAUGCAGGCCCAGGCACACGGGUCGAUUCCUGACGAUGCACAAGAGACGGCGUAAGAGGCUUACCACGAGAUCCUUGAAUCAGGAGCCCGGUAUCCUGGACGACAUCUUCCACGGACUAGUGCAGUGCGUAUUACAAAGGGCCGGAAACUGGCGAUUUAAUGCUUUCACGCUGGAAACGGUCACGGGCGGUCGUUCCCUGCCGGUGCUGUGUGUCCAUCUCUUUCACUGGUACGGGCUGCUACGACACUUCAACUUGGACGUCGUAACCGUGUGGAAGUUAUUCGCUUUUAUCGAGGAGGGUUAUCAUAGUACAAAUCCUUACCACAACAGUAUACACGCGACGGACGUCACUCAGGCGAUGCAUUGCUUCCUCCAAGAAAAGAAGAUUAAGACACACCUAACCAGUCUCGAGAUUAUGGCUUCCUUAAUAGCGGCUGUAACGCACGACCUGGACCAUCCGGGCGUCAAUCAGCCGUUCCUGGUAGCGACGAGCAAUCAUUUGGCCGCGCUCUACCAGAACACAUCUGUCCUCGAGAAUCACCACUGGAGGUCGGCCAUAGGAUGCCUCCUGGAGAGCGGCGUCUCGGCGCAGCUGUCGGCCGACGUUAGGCCGGAACUUCAGCGGCAUAUCAGCUCGUUGAUCCUGGCGACGGAUAUCACCAGGCAACAGGAGUUCCUCACGCGUUUCAGGGAUUACCUGAGCAACAACACGCUCGAGAUGAAGCGCGCGGAGGAUCGCCACUUCAUCCUGCAGAUCGCCCUUAAGUGCGCCGAUAUCUCCAACCCGUGCCGGCCAUGGGACAUAUCCAGGAAGUGGUCCUACAAGGUGUGCGAGGAGUUCUUCAGACAGGGUGAUUACGAGCGCCGGCUGAACCUGCCGGUGACGCCGCUGUGCGACCGACACACCACCAGCAUCCCGAAGAUACAGGCCGGCUUCUUCAAGCACGUAGUCACGCCGCUCUACGUGGAGUGGCACCGUUUCCUCGGCGACGGGCUGAGCGUCUCGCUGAUGGAGUAUUUGAAGGCGAACCAGAAGAAGUGGGAGGCGUUGAUCACGCAGGAAGCGACCGAGGAGACCGAGACGGAGAUUUCCGAGCUGGACGAGCCCGAGGGAGGCGUUAGCUCGGGCGAGGAGACGGGCGCCGACGAGGAUUCCGGCAGCAUCGAUCUGCUGAUACCGGCGGCGUACGUGCAGACGUCGCGGAUGCCGACGUUGCCGGGUCGAGUCGGCCUCGAUCGCGUCGGCAGGCGUCACUCCGUACCGCUGAGCGUCUCCAAACCGUUGAGCCUCCUACCGCCGAGGCAAGCCGCCAGGAGGGAGAGCCUGCCGAGCGAACACGUCAAGUCGAAGAACACCCUGCUGAAGUUGGAGGAUCAAGGCCUCCUCGUAGGGCCGAGCUCGUUGUCCCUGUUGUCCUCGAAGAGCAGCGUCGGCGGAUCGUCCAACGUGAGCGCCACCGAGAGGCCGGUGAGCGCGGAGAAUCUCCUGCCGGAGACGAGCAUAGCCAGUAUCACCAGCAGCACCGAAGCCUCGAGGCUGAGCUCGGUUUUGCAGUCGGCGGAGCCCGGCGUGCUGCAGACGAAGCAGCUCACGCGACAGCAGACCUUCCCGCCGCUGCAGCCGUACGCGAGAACGAGGUACAUGUCCGCCACCGCGGAGAUGUCGCAGUGCUACACUCAGAUCCUGAUGGAGGCCGACAGCUCGUCCGGCUGCUCGACACCGACGAAGGAGGAGAAGUCCUGCUCGAGCGGCGGCCAGUGCUGCUCACCGUCUACCGGCCACCCGAGCCGGCAGUCCUCCAACGUGCUGCCGCCGAGACUCUCGAAGGAGCUGCUGGACCUGCCCACCAAGAGACGGGGCUCGACCCUGUCGGACACGAUCAAGCAGAAGUACGACUUUGCGCACAGCUCGGAGCAACGGCGCCAUUCCAUGCAGACCAUCCGCCCGGACGACUCCUUCUCCAAGCAUCGCCACAAAAGGCCUUCCUCCGCUCAAGACGCCGAGUCCACGCGAAUGUUCUACGCGACGUUAACCGGCGGCAGCGGCUCACCUCACGGCGACAAGGACAACACGUCCGUCGCCGAAUGUAAAACUCACUCGGGCUGUAACGUCGAGCUCAAGUGUAGUAGUAACAGCGGUAGUGGUAGUAAUCGCGGUGGUGUGAAGUUGACGAUGCACGAGUCGCGGACUACGUUGUCGUCCAAGAGGUCGGACCAGUGCGCUUCGUCGGCUAAGAGUGCCGAUCAAGAGUCGCGGAGAUACUCGACCCCGGUCGCAGAGUGUAGAACGGUCAGCGCGGCCGACAGCGCAGGUAGACGAUUCACCGCGAUACCGGUGUCCUCUGAGCUUAGCACUCACAAAGUGUUCUUUAUCGGUAGUCCUCCCGAUUCGCCGCCUCGUAAUCAUAGUGUGUCUUCGUCGAGUGACAGUGGUGGUGAGGCGAGACGAAGUGUCGGUGGUGAUUCGAAUAGCGAGGCCGUCGCGAUCGGCAGUAAGAGGGAGUCGGACGGCACGAAGGAGAAGAGCUCGAAGAUGGCGAGGUUGAGCCCCGACGCGCAGAUGAAGGAGAACGUCGAUCCGCGCGCCUGCGACGAGUCCAAAGCGUCAACCUUGUCCCGCAGGGGCAGUCAGGGGUGGGCGAGAAGACGCGGAUCAGCUCCGGUUGGCCUUUUAUCGAGAUUGGACGACUUUGCUCCAACUCCCGUUCCUGCCAAAGUCGAUCAUAAUUGUAGACGCGGAUCUGUACCGACUGAUAUCACUAAACAUCAAGGUGGAGGUUCCAACCGGCUCGCUUUAGGACCUCGUGGAGAUAAUUUUUCGGCCCUAAGAAGAGCUAGUCUUCCGCAAGAAGCUGCGCUGGGAAAUCUUGUGGGAAACGUCCUUAGUGUAACCAGCGAGCGCGAGAAUUUCCCGAUGAACAACAACAACAAUAACAACAACACCACCGGUGGCAGCAGCAACAACAACGGCAUCAGCAGACUGUUCGACAGCACCGUUUCCGGGAUGCUGUCGCCGAGACGGGGGUCGGUGCCAGCAGACAUAUCCGAGUUACGCCGCGAUCUGUUCAGUAGAAAUAGCAUUAAUAACAAGCCGCGAAACCGCAAAAAAAUCUUGAGGAGACGCAGCAGCGGAGGCCCGGAAAUGUUCACCGGCGCGUCCACCGACGGGAACGAGAACGGCACGUGGCUCAAGUGGAAGAGGGAGGUGGGAAAACGCGAGGCUGUUCCCCCCGAGCCGCUAGUCAAGCGAAGAGGAUCCCUGCCCAUUGAGAUGGUGGCUGUCUCACAUGCUGGAUCAACAUCGGCACCACGUAGAUCUAGCUUGUGGCGGCUUUAACGUGCUCUGGAAAUAUGUGGACCGUCCAUACUAUCAGCGGUUAACGUCGAAUCGAGCGCUACUGCGACGACAGUCUUUCCUCGAAUCAUCAGCAGUAACGUCAAAGUAGCAGCAGCAGCAGCGACGAUUGAUCACCGAAUUUCAAGAUUGCCAAUGCUGAAAACUUUCUCCCGUCGAUUGCGAACGUGAGCGAGUGAAUAAUUGUAUAAUUACGUUUUCGAUCAUUUUCAAUGUUAGAAACGUUAUGAAGAACGAUAAACCAAUUGUAGUAGUGAUUUGCACUCCGAACCGCGCGGGAUCUUUUUAACAAAAUAACGUCUCGAUACAAUCGCGAAUACCCUUGCGUAUUCUUGCCUGUGCUAUAGACAAAUCGAAAAUUAGUCGACGGGUUUAGUUUUUUUUCUCUUUUUCGGUUCAUUUAUCGGCGUCACGCGGCAUUACAUACGGAUUUUACAUUGCGUGGUUAUCGGCAUAUCGUGCAUCGAGAUGUUAUAGAGAUCGCAUAGUCAAUAUAUAUAAAUCCAGUAAAGGGAAUAUAUAAGCAUCGUAAUUCUAAAGUCUUCCUCGUGCAAUCCGCGCAACCGCGCGCGGAAGAGGUUAAAAGGAGACUCGCCUGAGUGAAAGGCGUUACAUUUAAUUGUGCCAUGUACACGAGAGAGAGAGAGAGAGAGCGUUGUUCGAAAUGUGACACUUUGAUGAAAUAUAAAGCCUAGUACAGUAAUGGCUCAAGGUAAACUGGGUAACCGAGUUCAUUAAGAAACAAAGGAACGAAAAUGAGAGGGGAAGAGAAAAAUGAGAGAGAGAGAGAAAGAGAGAAAUACAGUCACACAGGGUUCAAUGACUUUUUAAAUAAUAAAAAUGCCUAGGAAUGGAGAAGGAAAACAAGACUGGUAGAGAGGACAUUCGCCGUUAUAGAUCUAGACGUAAAAAAGAAAAAUGGAGAGAGAGAGAGAGAGAGAGAGAGAGAGAGAGAGAGAGAGAGACGUAGAUCGAACAAAACGAAACGACAUUUGCUCAUAGAUAAGGAAAUUUCGAUUUUUUCGAGAGACUCACGGCAAGAUAGCGUAACUUGCAGCAGGUCAUCGAUCAGCGAGAAUCGCAGUACACGCCAUUCGUGUUGAAUUUAAUAAGUUAGCCCUGGCGUAUGUUUCCCCCGUAAUAUUUAUAUUCGCAGACGUUUUGCAUCAAAUAAUGUGUAAAUAACGAGGGCUCGAAUCGGCGAGUUUCAUUGUAUUUUUUAAAUUGGAAGUGAUAAUACGAGAUAACAAAAGCUACCGUAGCUGGCUCUAGAACGGAUAUUAUACUCAAUUCGGAAAGAUGGUUUUUCAUCCCGUCGGUAUAUCUCAUCGGUUACGUUGAAACACUUAAGCAUUCCAUGAGGAAAAAAACAACAGAUAGCAUACAGUAUGUGUGUAAGAUAGGAGAACGAGUUAAUAAUAACAAUAAUAAUAACAUUAACCUUAAUAAUAAUAAUAAUAAUAAUAAUAGAGGAGUACAUGAAGUGGAAUAUCGACGGGCUGCGUCAACUCGGCCGUGGCACUCGCGAAAUGAUGUGCACCUGUAUAUAGAUGCAUUCAUCUAAAAGCGUUUACACCCUUGUACCGCGCUUGUGCCUCUCACGUCAUCAGGGAGAGCGGGGUCUAGCGAGGAAUCUGGAGUGUCCGCAUAACAGAGUGGUUCUGCUGGAUGUUGCGUGCGUAAACGUCUUCAGGAGCCCUUCCAGCAAUUUUGUGCAUGAGCACGAAAUUGUGCGGGAAAUGGCGUUUCUCCUCCUCUUCCUAAAGGAUCCUCCCGAAGGAGGAGAAGAAACGGAACGAGCACGUGGAUGAUUUUCCGUAUGAAUUCGGCACGCUACACCGGUGGACCGGCUCGUUAAGCUCAUGGUCAUUAUCAUUGACGCACUCGGCGGUGUGCGAUCAACGCUGCCUUCCGCGCUGAACACUUCAUCUACCGUUCGUGAAUGAAACGGAGCUUAUCGAAUAAGCUUCCGGCCGGUGAAACGUUAAGACAGACUUUCUGUUCCGGGUGAGAAAACGAAAACGGCCGGAAGGCAGUGAUUCUCGGGUCCGUGCGUUCGCAUACAUAACAAUAAUAAAAGUAAUAGUAAUAAUACUAAGAAUAAUAACGAUGAUAGCAACAAUAAAAUUGUAAUUAUUACUUUUGUCAUCGAUAUCGUUCGCUCUCACCCCGUCGUUCGAUUCCGAUAAUUCAUAACUGUCAACAUCGUGUGUCAUCGUCAUCAUUAUCAUCGAUUGUCGUCGGUAUCGUCAUUAUCAUUAAUGUAUCAUCGUCAUCAUUGUCGUUGUUGUUAUAGUUAUAAACAAUGUUCAAGUAAAUGGACGUUUUACGAUUAGGCUAUAGCGAUAUGUGCGGUUCGUCUUGUGAAGUUAAUUAGUUAGCGAGGGAGGCGCGUUGUUUAAUUACAACUAUUAUUUAUUAUAUACCCGACGGUUGCGACGUAUAGGUUUAUGGUACGUGAACUGAAAAACAAAUCAAAAGGUACAAGGUGCCGUGACGUAUAAUCUCUAACAAAAAGAAAAAAAAAAAAGACGAAGAAGACGAAGAAGUUGCGUUAUCGCGAACAUAUUUUCAAUACAGAUAUUAUUAAACUGCCCUUGCCGUAAAUACGACAGCCAAUGCGGAUUCGCGAGAUAUACCAUCCUUGUACGUUAUUAAAACUAUCGACCGGGGAGAUAGAGCAAGUUUUGAUAACACCGUUGUUUUACAUUCGAAGAAAAAAAAAAAGCACGCGAGGAGGAGCGGCGAACUCUGGACCUCUGUCGUUAAAGAACAAAGCUGACGGUUUACUUCACGUACUGCUGUAACCUGUCGUCUCACAGACUGUCCGAAAGUAAAACAAAUAAUAUUAACUAAGUCAUUAGAGAGACGCAAGAUGAAAGGAUGAAAAAGUAUCGAUUACAUAAGUUUUACGCUUAAUCAAAAAAAAUAAUAAUAAUCAUUAAUAUAUCUAUGUCGACAUUAUUAGGUAGAUUGUCCCAUUUUUAAGGGUGAAUAUUUGCGAACGCUAGCGAUCUUCCUCUCACCGACUUUUCCAAACUCUCUCGAUUCAGCAGUUGCCAGCGCUUUAUAUGUAUUUCAUCACUUUUUCCGAAACAGAACCGACUUACUGGACGACUACGACGACGACAGAAACAACCACCACAACAAUACAACGACGACGACGACGUCGCGUCACUUUAAAGUAACAUUUUUCCUACGACUACAACACACCCGAAACCCGAGUAAUUAACGUUUCUUAAUACGGUAUCUGUACGGCACGCGCGGCGGUUACACAACCAGCGCGACAAUGAAACAUUGUACAAGUACGUUAAUAUAUUUAGGUAGCGUGAAAUUUCCUAGUCUUUCGAGUCCAUUAAGAGAAUGUGUGUAUAUACAUAUUAUAACGAUGCGCGAACUUAGACGAUAUAUACCACGGAAAACACUCGGAGCGGAAGGAAGUCGAAGAAGUUUACUACAAUGAUGACAAAUUUAUUUAAAUAACACAACUUCUCUUAAGAAACUCUUUACCCUUACCAAGACAGACCAAUCAAAUGGGACUAAACGAGAAACUCUUUGUGAAAGCCGUAAUUGACUUAAGCUUGCCUGACGAAGUAAAUAUGAUGGAUUCUCAGUACUUCUAUACACAUGACCAUACUGUCCAAUCACUUUUUGAGGAAUUUAUUGCACCUAUAGAUAUACAUGUUCCCUUUUUAUCAUAAUUCCGAUUCCCCUCACCAUCCACAUCGCCAAUCAUAACUACCACCACCUCCCAGCACCUCCUCCUUGCUCCACUAAAGGCUUAAUCGAUGUUCUUUGACGAAAAAGGAAAAAAAAAAA
This is a messenger RNA of Dinoponera quadriceps, 9286 nucleotides long. RefSeq lists its product as uncharacterized. Gene Ontology annotation, molecular function: 3',5'-cyclic-AMP phosphodiesterase activity. The record is from RefSeq and is a predicted model, not a curated record. The transcript is spliced from 14 exons. Lineage: Eukaryota; Metazoa; Arthropoda; Insecta; Hymenoptera; Formicidae. The coding region runs from base 1682 to 5449 and encodes 1255 amino acids.